GAGAGAGCGACAGACUGACAAAGAGAUGAGAAAACGAAACAAACAGCCAGAGUCAAUCUAAAACAGAGAAUUAAAAAAAAAAAAAAAACUGCACGUACUUCAACCUGCUGAGACUCCAAACAGUGAAGGUGAGGUUCAUCGAAAAACAACUCAAAGGCAAAGUAAGUUCAGGAACUUUCUAGAAGAGCAAGUUGAGCCACAACAGACUGUUUUCAUCUGCAAAGAAAACAUGUCUUCAAGGUCAGAGGAGGAUCUCUGCUGUCCCGUCUGUUCUGAGGUCUUCCGAGAUCCUGUUAUUCUGUCGUGUGGUCACAGCUUCUGUAAAGACUGUGUGAGAAGAUGGUGGAGGCAGAAACAAAGAAACGACUGUCCAGUCUGUCAGAGAAGAUCAUCAAGAGAAGAUCCUCCUUGUAACUUUACUUUAAAGAACCUGUGUGAGUCCUUCAAGGACCAGGACAGAAGGUCUACAUCAGGAUCUGAGUCUGUCUGCAGUCUGCACUCUGAGAGACUCAAACUCUUCUGUUUGGACCAUCAGCAGCCAGUUUGUGUUGUUUGUCGAGACUCAAAAACCCAUAAAGAGCACAAAUUCAGACCCAUCGAUGAAGCUGCUCAGGAUCUGAAAGAGCAGCUUCAGGAAUCCCUGAAACCUUUACAGGAGAAACUGAAGCUCAUUGAGGAAGUUAAAGGAAAGUUUGUCCAAACAGCAGAACACAUUAAGGUCCAGGCUCGACUCACAGAGCGGCAGAUUAAGGAGCAGUUUGAGAAGAUUCAUCAGUUCCUGAAAGAGGAAGAGGAGGUCAGGAUAACUGCUCUGAAGGAGGAAGAGGAGCAGAAGAGUCAGAAGAUGAAGGAAAAGAUUGAGGCUCUGAGCAGAGAGACAGCAGCUCUUUCAGACACCAUCAGAACCACAGAAGAAGAGCUGAGAGCUGAAGAUGCCUCAUUCCUGCUCAACUACAAGACUGCAGUGGAAAGAGUCCAGCAGCGCCCCCUGCUGGAUGAUCCAAAGCUGCACUCAGGAGCUCUGAUAGAUGUGGCCAAACAUCUGGGCAACCUGUCCUUCAACAUCUGGAACAACAUGAAGAAAAUGGUCUCUUACACUCCUGUGGUUCUGGAUCCAAACUCUGCUCAUCCAGAAAUGAUCCUGUCUGAAGAUCUGACCGGUGUAACAGUUGGACCAAGACAGAAGCUUCCAGAAAACCCAGAGAGGUUUGACUACUACCCCCUUGUUCUUGGCUCUGAGGGCUUUAACUCUGGAACUCACAGCUGGAAUGUGGAGGUCGGAGAAAACACAGUUUGGUCAGUGGGAGUGAUGACUGAGUCUGACCAGAGGAAGGGAAAAGAACUGUCAGAAUAUUGGGAAAUAGGGUUUAUUAAUGGUAAAUACAUGGUUAGUUCUACAUCAGUUCCCUCCAUUUCUCUCUCAGUGACAGAGAUCAAGAGGAUCAGAGUUGAUCUGGACUGGAAUGGAGGAAAAUUAUCAUUCUCUGAUCUAGAUUCUAACACACACAUACUCACAUUCACACACACUUUCACCGACACAGUGUUUCCUUUCAUUAACACAGCAAGUGAAAAAACACUGAGGAUUUUACCUGUAAAUCUGUGUGUGAGAGCAGAACAGUGAAGUUUGAAGUGAAGAAAAUGAUGACAUUAAAAACAUAAUGCAAAUAUAAUAAUAACAUAACAUAAUAGAAAGAGACAUUAUUAGAAUCAGAAUCAGAAUUUACUGCCAAGUAUUUAUUGCCAAGUUUAUUGCUCACAUACAAGGAAUUUGAUCUGGUGUCUUUGGUGCAUAAACAACAAUAGAAAGAAAAGGAAAAAUACUUCUGUAAAGAAGUGAAGGUGUCAAAUAGACAAAACUGUGUUCACUGUCAAAUAAAUAUAACAUAAGCCAUGCAUAUGUACACUAUUCGCUGUCCUAAAAGCCCAGAAGUCGCUAAAUGAUGUCAUCAGCUAAUUGCAUAUUAUGAGGUCAUAACAGAUGUAGGGGAAAAAAAACACUGUUUGAGAGAUCACUGAAUACAUUAUCAACCUUUUAAUAUUGUUCGGUAAAUUCCAUAUUCAUAAAUGCAGAGUACUGAAAAGGAAUUUACACAGACUUCUGGCUGAAUUUGAACAAUACGUAUAUAAGCAAUAUUAAGCUUAUAGAUUCUCCCAAAUGUCAUAAAACUGUCACGCUUUAUAAGGAU
Molecule: messenger RNA, 2186 nt
Organism: Thalassophryne amazonica
Lineage: Eukaryota; Metazoa; Chordata; Actinopteri; Batrachoidiformes; Batrachoididae
Product: nuclear factor 7, ovary-like
Exons: 1
Coding region: 230-1621 (463 amino acids)
Biological process (GO): protein ubiquitination
Molecular function (GO): ubiquitin-protein transferase activity; protein binding; zinc ion binding
Source: RefSeq, a predicted model, not a curated record